Homalodisca vitripennis (glassy-winged sharpshooter) is the source of this 1049-nucleotide messenger RNA. RefSeq lists its product as uncharacterized. Bases 91 to 909 code for a protein of 272 amino acids. The transcript has 6 exons. NCBI's taxonomy places the organism in Eukaryota, Metazoa, Arthropoda, Insecta, Hemiptera, Cicadellidae. The record is from RefSeq and is a predicted model, not a curated record.
ACUGCAGUAACAUUUUCAUCAGGUACCUCAAGGCCAAAGGUUUUGGACUACCGUUACUUCACAGUAAACGACCAGAACCCUUGGACCCACAUGGCUGUUUACCACUCGAUUCAACCGGAGAAUUUAAAAGAUUACCUUUUGAAGAAUGGAGGAGAGAGCGAGAAGUUCAAGCUUAUUUCACCUCAGCGAGUCGAGCCGGACUCCAACAAGACUGUCGAAUUGGAAACACCAAAAGUUCCAGAAAUAAUCGCAGAGAAACCUCCUGCCAAGAAGGUGGCUGAGAAGCGCAAACUGCCCCCUAAGGAACCAACACCUCUGGAGGAAGAUGAGGGCAACAAGAUACAGAUCAACCUGAAAAAAUUCAAAAAAGACAAAGUGGAAUAUCCGGAGGACACUGGAGGAGAUUUCCCUGGACUGAUCCUGUGGAUUGGUAUCCGGAAGAAUAGCAUAUGGCAGAAGAACCUCUUCUGCAUCAUGAUUGAGUCCUUCAAGAUGUCGAAGUACGGAGAUCUUAUUGUUGAAGAGUCAGAGGAGAGUGUUUGGGGCCGUAAGGAACCAUUCAAGAAGUGUGUGAUAAAGGCAAACCGCAAGGUAUUGGCGGUGGGGUUAGGUGAGAGCAAGACGGAGGCAAAGAACUCUGCGGCCAUGCAAGUGUUGCGACAACUGCGGAAACACUGUUACACAAUACAGGCUAAGCUAAGCUACUUCAAAGAUGGCAAAGCAACACCUUAUGACUUCAAUCCAGAUCCUGCUAAGGCGCAUGUGUACUGUGUGGUACGGCGGAAUGCAUUCAUCGAUCGAGCUGCUAUCAUAAAGUAUAUAGAUGAUUUCUCCCAGAAAGUUUGUGAUGAGGAGAUUAUAUUUGGAGACGACUUCACUUUUGAUGAGCGAGAGGCCAUCCUAAGGUAAGUUACUGUUCUAUAUACAUUUUUAUGAAAUUAGGUUGAGUAAAUUCCUAAAAUAUUGAAGGCUGUGAAAGAAGGAGUUGGCCCAGCACAGAUACCGGCAGGUACGGAGGUCACUUCUAUCCAGCGAUCAAGAAAUGAAGA